Messenger RNA from Haemorhous mexicanus (house finch), 3367 nucleotides. RefSeq names its product zinc finger protein 436-like. Gene Ontology annotation, biological process: regulation of transcription by RNA polymerase II; central nervous system development. Gene Ontology annotation, cellular component: nucleus. The record is from RefSeq and is a predicted model, not a curated record. Gene Ontology annotation, molecular function: RNA polymerase II cis-regulatory region sequence-specific DNA binding; DNA-binding transcription factor activity, RNA polymerase II-specific. NCBI's taxonomy places the organism in Eukaryota, Metazoa, Chordata, Aves, Passeriformes, Fringillidae. The coding region runs from base 366 to 1223 and encodes 285 amino acids. The transcript is spliced from 4 exons.
CCGCGCCGCUCCGGCCAUACCAGAGGCGAGCCCGAAGCUGCGCCCCGUUCCCCGCCGCCGCCGGGAGCCGCUGGGCUCAGGACAGCUCCGAGGGCCCCCUGAAGUGGCUCCUGUUCCUUCGGCCGGUGCCCCCUGAUCCAGGAUGGCCCCAGAUUUCCCAUUCCCAAGCCCUGGGAGGCUGCGAGGACGAGGAAGAUGCCCCGGGACACUGAGGCAGAGUAGGAGCUGAGCAUGGAGAGCAGGGAGGACAAAUCCCUGAGGCAGAACCUGGUGGAAGAGGCCGUUUUGAGCGGCUCCACGGUGCAGGAACCCAACGGGAAGGAAAAGCCCCAGAGAUCCUGCACGAGGAGGGGCUGUAAACCCAGAUGGGGGAAUCUGAGGGGGAAAGAUCCAGCCUGGAUCGCGAAGGCGGCCGGAGAUCGAGCCAGAGCUCAGAGCGGGUGCUCCAUGAGCAGCUCCAUGAUGGGGAGAAGGCCCACAAUUGCUUGGAGUGUGGGAAGAGCUACAGCCGGCGCCCAGACCUAAUCAGGCACCAGAAGACCCACACCGGGGAACGGCCCUAUGAAUGCGAUCAAUGCAGGAAGAGGUUUCAGACCAGCUCGAAUCUCCUCGUGCACCAGCGCACACACACAGAGGAGAGGCCCUUCCGCUGCCCCGACUGCGGGCAGGGCUUCAGGCGAAAUGCCCAUCUUGUCAGGCACCGACAAAUCCACACUGGGGAGAGGCCCCACGAGUGUGAGGAAUGUGGGAAGAGCUUCAGCCGGAGCUCCAACCUGAUCAGGCACCAGAGGACUCACAAUGGGGAGAGGCCCCAUGAGUGUGGGGAGUGUGGGAAGAGCUUCAGUCGGAUCUCCCACCUGAUCUGCCACCAGAGGACCCACACUGGGGAACGGCCCUAUGAGUGUGGGGAGUGUGGGAAGAGCUUCAGCCGGAACUCCACCCUGAUCCGCCACCAAACAAUCCACACUGGGGAGAGGCCCUAUGAGUGUUCCAAGUGUGGGAAGGGGUUUCGGAUCAAAUCCCAUCUCCUCCAGCACUUUCUAAGUCACACAGAGGAGAGGCCCUUCCACUGCCCUGACUGCUGGCAGGGAUUCAAGUACAGCUCCCACCUUGUUACCCACCGGCGCAUCCACACUGGGCAGAGGCCCUACGAGUGUCCCCAGUGUGGGAAGAGCUUUUUCAGGAACUGUGACUUGACCCAACACCAACGGAGGCACCUAUAAGGAAAGCCCUGCGAGUGCCCCGAGUGUGGGAAGAGUUUCGUGCGCUGCUCCAGCUCCAUACCCCACUGGAGGAGCCAUGUUAGACAGAGCCCUGGAGACCCACAUUCCAUGUGAUCCAUGCUGGGAACACACCUGGCUGCUUGUCCAUUGGUUUAGCCUCAGUUUUUUUCUCCAUCUGUCUGUACUCCAAAAGCCAAGAGGGAUCGAUCUUUCACCUCAAAACCACUCAAAUCCCACUGAAAAUAACUGAAUUUUAACCCAAAAUGGCUCAAUUCUACUUCAAAUUGCUUGUUCCCUCCUCACAAAAAGUCGUCCCAGGCCAAACUCACUCCAUUCCACAGCUGCCAGGCUGAGACGGAGUUGGGAGGAGACUGGGAGAAGUGGGAUCCCAGUUUGGAGCAGUGGGAUGGGGAUUGUGUGGGGCUGGCUAGGUGGGAUGUAUUUGAUAGCAAAUAAAACUUUCAGAGUUUCUGAUUUCUGUCCUGUUCAUUUUCAGUCAGUUCUAUUUGCAGAGUGCUGCCUUCUCAGAUGAUUCAAUUCCUAGAAGAAUCCCAAUUUUUAAAUCAUCUAACCCAAACAACCUAAAAACUAAUAUCCAAAUAAAACCACCCACACACAAUUCAAUUUUUUUAAAUAAUUUUAAUUUUUUCAGAGUACCUAAGGAUGUUAUUAAAGUUUAAUUGUUUGGUUAAAAUGUAUGAGAAAUUAUAGUGGUGUUUGGUUUUGUGUUCAGUAUAUUUGUAAUAUGAAUUGUUUUACUAAGGUAUGUUAGAUUGCAUGUUUUUUUUUUUUUUAGAUAUUUUUUAUCUGAAGUAUAUUAGCCAUCGAGUUAAAACUUUCAAAAGUUAUUUCUUGGUAUAUAAUUUGUUUAUAUAAAUUUAUUGGUAAUGUUAUAGUAAUAGUUAUUGCUGUUUUGGGUUGAAUCAUUAUUGGAGUAUUGUAAGUAAGAGUUGAAAUUACUAUAUUUCAUUUUCAUUAUAAUUAUUUCGUUUUAAUUAUUAUUUCUUUAUUUAUAAUUUCAUUCUAAUUUUUUGAGAUGAUAGGAAGGAAGUUCAAAGGCAAGAACAUUUUUUUCCUGGCUUGGAACUGGAAUUCCAGACUCUGGGAGUGUGUGCAGGACCACACAGACUGGGAUCAAAUAUGGACGGGGAUCAACUAUGGACUGGGAUCCUAUGGACAGGGACUACACAGAGUGGGACCAUAUGGAUCAGGACCACACAGACUGGGAUCAAAUAUGGACUGGGACCAUAUGGGCUGGGAUUCUAUGGACUAGGAUCCUACGGACUGGGAUUCUAGGGAAUGGGACCAUAUGGAUCAGGACCACACAGACUGGGAUCAUGGGAUCAACUGGACUGGGAUCAAAUAUGGGUUGGGAUCACAUGGACAGGGAUCACCUACCUGGACUGGGAUCCUGUGGAUCAGAACCCUCCAGACCAGGAUAGCCUGGAGUGGGAUCAAAUAUGGACUGGGACCAUAUGGGCUGGGGUCCUGUGGAUUGGGACCACACAGACUGGGAUAUACUGAACUGAGAUGAUAUGGACUGGGAUCACCUUGACUGGGAUCCUACGGACUGGGACCAUAUGGAUCAGGACCACGCAGACAGGGAUCAAUUUGUAUGGGAUCAAACAUGGGUUGGGACCAUUUUUUAAACUAACUUUGUUAUAUAGUUUUUAUUUCCAUUGUUAGUUAAGCUUAGUGAAAUAGCUGCUUGUGUUAAACUGCCUGCUGGGAUGGGAUAACAUCCAAUGCACACAGGAUGAGGACACCUGCACAGAUCUGCCAACUAUCAGCACUCCCUGUCUGAAGGCAGAGUGGACCAAGGCCCAAAACCUGGAGGUGAUAAAGAGAAGGAGCCAAAACCACAGCCAAGAAACACACAUGCUCUGAAAAGGCAGACCCAAGGAGGGGCCAUGUAAAAUCAUUCCUAGAAUAUGUAAACUAGUUUAUGAAUAUGCAUGAGGAUUUAUGAAUAUGCAACAGGCUGGUGUAAGGGAAAAGGUAUUUCAGGGGGAUCCCUGAAGGUAACAGGGUGCUCCUGGCUGACUGCCAAGAUGCACCCGGCCAUAAUAACCUUUGCUCCAUGGUCCUGGUCUCCCAUUGUCCUUUAUAUUAAAAUGGAUUUUAUAUCUGAGGUGUUAAAGUAA